Messenger RNA from Dacryopinax primogenitus, 627 nucleotides. RefSeq names its product GTP-binding protein RAB5. The record is from RefSeq and is a predicted model, not a curated record. Gene Ontology annotation, molecular function: GTPase activity; GTP binding. Bases 1 to 627 code for a protein of 208 amino acids. The transcript is spliced from 8 exons. NCBI's taxonomy places the organism in Eukaryota, Fungi, Basidiomycota, Dacrymycetes, Dacrymycetales, Dacrymycetaceae.
AUGUCAAAGCAGUUCCAAUUCAAGCUUGUCCUGCUCGGAGAAUCAGCUGUGGGCAAGUCUAGUCUCGUCCUUCGGUUUGUGAAGGACCAGUUUGACGACUAUCGGGAGAGUACGAUCGGAGCUGCUUUUCUGACACAGACUGUUCAAUUGGAGGAUGGUACAACAGUCAAGUUUGAGAUAUGGGAUACUGCUGGACAGGAGAGGUACAAGUCAUUAGCACCUAUGUACUACCGCAGUGCUGCCUGCGCUAUUUGCGUCUAUGAUAUCACCCAAUCUGCAUCCCUCGAGAAGGCAAAGUCCUGGAUCCGUGAACUCCAACGGCAAGCCGAUCCAUCAAUCGUCAUCGCACUAUGCGGGAACAAGUCCGACCUGGCUGCACGACGUCAAGUAUCUCAGGAAGAAGCGCAGAAGUUCGCCGAAGAGGAAGGUCUGAUGUGGUGUGAGACGAGCGCGAAGACGGGCGAGGGCGUGAACGAGAUCUUCGACCGUAUCGCACAUAAACUCCCCGAGGUUGCACCUCUCCAAGCUCAGCGUGGCACAGCAGCAGCAAAGCCAGCAGGAGCCAGGAGCGUAGAUCUGAACAAAGGCCCUGCAGGACCCGGUACUCCAGAGAGCUGCAAUUGCUGA